This is a messenger RNA of Caenorhabditis briggsae, 348 nucleotides long. Lineage: Eukaryota; Metazoa; Nematoda; Chromadorea; Rhabditida; Rhabditidae. The record is from RefSeq and is a predicted model, not a curated record. Bases 1 to 348 code for a protein of 115 amino acids. The transcript has 3 exons.
AUGCCAUCGCACCCUAUCGAUGAUCUUACUGGAGCUCUUAACUGGCUCACUCAUGGAGAUGAGCUUGAAAAAUACGAGAACCUCAAAUCUCGCUACCACAGGCUUAUUAGAGGCCUCUGCACUAUUAUCGAGAUGGAGUGCAUGUCUGAUUACCAUUACAUUCUUGAAAUCUACGACUCGGCAGUGGCUAUGGGUCUAAAUGUCAUCAACGAAGAUUUUCCCAAGGCUACUACGAAUGAAGACUUUGCUAUCAUUUUCGGCAAAAUGGAGGUCGCAGUGGACAAGCUAGAGGCUGUGGACAGAGUCAUCACUGGAUGCGUCAGCCGUAAACUCUUUCUUCUUCGUUGA